CUUACACUGUGAGGCCAGGUGUCAUGAAUGGUACCUCAUACCCUUUGGCAGUGGCACCUCAUACCCUCUAGCAAGACUCAUACCCUCUGGCACUCCACUCCACUAUUAAACUGAGUUCCUGUUUGGUCUCACUCGGCGAGUCCCCAAGAGUUACCAGGGCACACCACAGCCCACCAGAGCCCACUACAGCCCACCAGAGCCCACUACAGCCCACCAGAGCCCACUACAGCCCACCAGAGCCCACUACAGCCCACCAGAGCCCACUACAGCCCACCAGAGCCUACUACAGCCCACCAGAGCCCACUACAGCCCACCAGAGCCCACCAGAGGUGACCAUCAGCAAGCAUGAGGGUGCAUGAGAGGUGGCCAACACUGAGGUAGUCGUGGCCAGGAACACACAGCGGUAGACUCGUCACCAGACUGCUGCUCCGUCCAUCCCGUCAACUCUUUAAAGGAAAACAUAGAAGGUCGACAAAUAGAUUGGUAAACACUGCUUACUGUGGAUAAAUUAGAUAUUACGUGUUGCAAUAUAUGUAAUACUUAUUAAAGUGUUAAGUGCAAGUGUGAUAUAUAUAUAUAGUGUGUAGGGGAGGUUGUUCUAGUGGCUUGUAGAACUGUACAUCAAAGACUGAACAGUUGGGGAACGCCUGAUGUUAUAUAGUGAGGCUGGUUGGUACAGGGACAGUCUUGCAUCUUGCAGGGUUCGAUCCCCAGUGGCCCAAGUGGUUGUGCACUGUUCCGUCCCUCCGUCCUCACAGCCUGCUCCAUGUCCUCAUAUCCCUAUCCCAUCUAUCCUAACCUAACCUAGCAAAAAUAAGAGAAAAAGAGUGUUGUUUAUACGUGACGUGCAGGAAGUGUUACGUGACUGUGACGACGAGGAUGAGGCUGUAACAAGGUGAUCGUUCACGUCCUGAGACGAGUAGUAAUCUUCAGUGAUCUAGUGGCACUAUUGGCACACAACCAGUGUGAUUAUAUAGGCGCUCCCAGACACACAUCAGCAAGAAUAUUCCUCUCAAACUGGCAGUUAUAAUUUAUAGAUAUUUGCGUAACUGAAACACAAUGACAAAGAAACGGCGAGAUGCGCAGUUGGAUGGAACAGAACCCAGGAGAACGAGCCGCAGCAGCAGAUGCUUGAGGUCUGCAGGCGCAGGCGCAGACCUCAAGGUGUGAUUCCGCAACAUUACCUGAACCUGCUUGAGUCCCCGCGGAGCUUCAUUGGCAAGAAUCCAUCAUCUAACACAAGUCUACCAAGUUCCACGUCAAAAUCUGGAUGACUUAUUUCAAAUACGAAAAUCACAAUUCGCUCGAAGUAGGACGCUGAGUCUUCAGAUCACAAGCGGAGCCUUUAAGAUCACUGAGAUGAUGACCAUGCUGUAUGUAAGCGACAUGAUAAAGUGCAGAGCCUCGAGGAAUAGGUCAUGUCGGGUUUCAACGACCCGCAAGGGCAAUAUUUCGUCGAACUAUCCGACCCAGGACUGGUGGGAAGUGACCCGGGCGGCCGCGACUUCGGGAGGGCUGGAAGGACGUGACCUGACAUCCCAGAAGGGGUCUCCGAGGGCUUUUUCCUCGAGGUGGGUGUUGAUGAGUGUGUGCGUCGUCUGCCUGGUGACUACAGCAGAAGCCAAGGUUAUCCAGGGGUUCCUCAAGACCUCUGAGAAGUGGGCGUUCCUGACGCGGUUCUGCUUCCUCUCGAACGACGGGGCGUUCACCUUCGAGGUGGAGUACAACAUAGAAUACGCCAUGGAGAAACUGCUUCUCUACUACGACUCUCCGCAUCAGUGGCCCGCAGUGUACAAGUCCAGCAAGACCUGCGAGGAGAAGGAAGCAGUCAUGAAGAAGGAGAACAACCAGUUUAUCAACCUGACCUUAAUCUCUGCGAGCUCUGAGUGCGAAGUGGUGCGCCUCCCGGGCGACAAGGCCUUCUACCACUGCAAGGGCACCAGGUCCUUCAGGAGUGUGAGAGAGCGCUGGUGGUUCAUCGCCGUCAGCAACUGUGACACCAACAAGGGUCUGGAACUGAGUUAUCGCAUCACCAUGACCAACGGCUACUCCUUCUGGUACAAGCACUUCUCUGCCGACGAGUUCUAUGUUCUAAGGACUGACUUAACGGCUCUUGGUCUACAGCUAAGCAUUCUAUUCCUCUCACUCCUAGCCUCAGCGGAACUGAAGAGUCGCCAGCUGCUGCACACCACCUACCGCCUCUACAUGGUGUCCCUGGUGGCCCAGGUGUUCGCCCUCGUCUUCCUCAGUGUCCACUACGCCAGGUACGGCUUCGAUGGCGUCGGUCUUCACACCACCAAGCUCUUAGGUCGACUGCUACACACACUGAGCACAAUAAUGAUGGUGCUGGUGCUGCUCUUGAUGGCGAAGGGCUUCAACAUCACCAGGGGCCGCCUCCGCCAGGCCUCCGCCGUGCGCCUCACCGUCUUCAUGUGUCUCUACUGCACCACUUACAUCUCCCUCUUCAUAUACGAGCAAGAGAUCUUCGACCCCGGGGAGGUGCUGUACCUGUACGAGUCCCCGGCGGGCUACGGGCUACUGGUGCUACGGUCCCUGGCCUGGUGCAUGUUCCUCUACGCCUGCUUCUUCACCAUCAAGCACUAUCCGGAGAAGGCUGGCUUCUACUGCCCCUUCUUCGCUUUCUACACAUUGUGGUUCCUGUCAGGUCCGGUGGUGAUCGUUAUCAGCAAUCACGUUAUCGACAAGUGGGUCAGAGAGAAGGUGGUGAACGGCGUCGACCUCUCCAUAACCCUCCUUGGCCACGUCUUCUUCCUGUUCCUGACUCGGCCUAGUGCUGCCAACAGGAACUUCCCGUACCACGUGCGGACGACGCAGAUCACAGCGCUGGAGACCUCCGGCACGGGCGUGGUAGGCAACAACACCCUCGACGCCUUCUCCGCCCACACCUACGCCCCCGACCUGCCCCAGCCCAAGACCUAUGCUGCCCCGGACCUCUUCCUCGUCUCCGGCGCCGUCGAGAUGAUCCCUUUACCCGGGCCGAGAAGCAUAGUGAAGGAUGACAAGAGUUUUCCUCACCGCUCAAGAGGAUCACUCGUGUUUCAAGAAUGCUCGACCACUCCUCGCAACCUACCUGUAGGAGGCCCACCACCUGUGUUCCAGGACUGCUCGACGACUCCUCGAUACCUGCCAGAAGAACCACCACCCGUGUUCCAGGACUGUUCAACGACUCCUCGAUACCUACCAGAAGAACCACCACCCGUGUUCCAGGACUGUUCAACGACUCCUCGAUACCUACCAGAAGAACCACCACCCGUGUUCCAGGAAUGCUCGACCACUCCUCGCAGCGCUCCAAAGAGUUCGACAGGCGCGUUCCAGGCUUCUAAACCUCAAUCUGAUCAACCACACCUUUUUAACUAACGUCCUCAACAAAUAAGAAGUGUAUAUAAAGCGAGAACCACAUUAAUGUGGGUAAUAACACUGCAUUCACUAGGCUCAUCGGAGCCUCGGACAAUGGUUGCAAGAGCACGUCGUUCUACUGUCCAGUGGUGCCCCAAGGAAAGCUUAAAGUCUUAGUUGAGUACCAGUUAGGCACCUCUGGGACUAGGUAACCUGUCCUCUUAAAAACAACGUCACUUUUGGCCGUUUUCCCGUAUGGCCGAAAGUGGACGUAAUUUGAAAAUGAAAAAAAAAAUGAAAAUAAAUUUGGGAUUUUUUUUUUCAACAAGAGUAAGUUAAGGGUCCUCUGAUAGGUUAGGUGGGCAGGAAAUUCUCAUAGUUUCAAAACGUUAUGAAAAACGUUAAUUAGGGAUCCAGUUUGGGCUGUGGAGCAAUAGGCUUGCUCAUUUGCUGCCAGCUGUUUGAGGCUCUAAUGAUCCUUGUGAAUGAAGAAUAUAUUUUAUGUGUAAGCAUGCAUGUAUUUAUGUGUGUCUGUAUGUACUCACAUAUUUGUACUCCAUGUGAAGGCUUGAGAACACAUGUUGUUGUUGUUGUUAAAGAUUUAGCUAUUCAGGACGGAGUGUCCAUGUAGCACGGGCUAUGGUGAGCCCGUAAUUGAGUUUGGUUAUACAUGAUAACCUUUUUCCUGUGAUAUUAUUGAGAACACAGCCGCACCAUAAUAAUAUAGCAGCUGAUGCGACCUCACAUCAAGACAUAUAGCAUCAUGUUCUGGUCCCUGAAGGAUAUUUAACUGUAACUUGGCAACUCUAUGGGAAUGGUCACCCAAGUAUAGCCGGAAAUGCCACAACUGUUUUAAAAUCCAACUGUAUAAGAUCAUCAAGGCAAAUGGGGGGACCUUUGACAAGCCGCCGGCUUUCUGUUCUCGUCGAGGCAAAUUAUGUUAGUGGCCCUCAUGUAAAAUUUCGGUAAAUAUUUCCAUCUGCUCUAGACCAGGAGGCCUGGUCGGGGACCGGGCCGCGAGGACGUUGACCCCCGAAAUCAUGGCAGAAUAAGGCGGUCAAUUAAAUCCACAUCAUCUUUUUCAUAAUUUGGUUUGCCUGAAUUUACCUAAGGGUCACUAUCCCUAGUGACGACAGAAGACCGGCGGCUUGUCAAAGGUCCAUCCCAUUGUUCCUGGUGAUUUUUCCAACUGGAUUUUGAACUGUAAUGUUUUGGCAUUUGCGGGUAGGCGGUUCCAUGGAUUUAUACCGCCUCAGUAUUCCACAUAACAAUAUAGGAAAAUGCAGGCGGCCUAUUGGCCCAUAAGAGGCCGCUCCUCCUUUUUAUAUCCAUCCAAACUUAAUAAUAUAUAUGUAUAACCUACGA
Molecule: messenger RNA, 4722 nt
Organism: Procambarus clarkii (red swamp crayfish)
Lineage: Eukaryota; Metazoa; Arthropoda; Malacostraca; Decapoda; Cambaridae
Product: transmembrane protein 145
Biological process (GO): response to pheromone; G protein-coupled receptor signaling pathway
Source: RefSeq, a predicted model, not a curated record